This is a messenger RNA of Scleropages formosus (Asian bonytongue), 2685 nucleotides long. It is a transcript of the gene pofut4, whose product is annotated as protein O-fucosyltransferase 4. Lineage: Eukaryota; Metazoa; Chordata; Actinopteri; Osteoglossiformes; Osteoglossidae. Bases 632 to 2086 code for a protein of 484 amino acids. Gene Ontology annotation, cellular component: Golgi membrane. The transcript has 5 exons. Gene Ontology annotation, molecular function: alpha-(1->3)-fucosyltransferase activity. The record is from RefSeq and is a predicted model, not a curated record.
GUCCAUUUGUACAAGUCAGCUAAGGGAGGAGCACUCGUGUUUCUGUGGCCUCUAGUAAAUAUUAUAUUGUUUGAUGCGUGCGAGAAAAAGAAAUAACUUGCUGUAGGUAACGGUAUAGAUACCUGCACACGCAUUACCUGAAUCUACAUUUCAAACAUUUAAUUAUGUAUUUCGCUAUUGUUACCAUAUUUUUAUUGCUGCCACACUGUGUAUUGUAAGAGUUUUGCACAAAAUGAAACUAUAACAAAAGCGACUAUUUAACAGUUGUAAAUUCUACGUGUGUCACGCGCCGCCGUCCCUCUCCGUGCUCGUUCCCGGAGCAUUCCGUGCGCAUGCGCAUUUCCGUCUCCUGCCCUCCCACUUCCUGCCGACAGGCCGAGGCUCCCGCGGCGGCGCGAGCGGUUCCAUCAGCACGGGCUGUGCGGUCGCGACUCUUUUCCAGCGUGGCGACCGACGGCGCAGCGGCACUGAAACGAUGCUUUUCUCCAAAUCGAUGAACAUCUCAGAGAAGAAUACAAAGAGUGCGUUACACCAACACAAGGAGAGAGUGGGAUGAAGACAUGUGAUUUUAAUAUUAAAUAUAAACACUUAUAUGACCUUAAGAGAGCAGAGAAGUUAGUAGGAAAGAGAGAUGGCUGUACAGGCCCGGGCGCUCGUCUCGCUUGGGCUCUGGCUGCUGCGUGCCGGGCUGUGCCGCUGUCAGGACCCGGGGGACUCGGCAGACAGAGCCGCCUUCCAGCCGCAGAGCGCCCUCUCCGACGUGGAGUUCGCUGUGGCGAGCACGUACCGUGGGCCGGGCAACAGCGACACGCGCGGCAACAAGGAGCUGCCCAUCCUGCUGUGGUGGAGCGCGGGCCUCUUCCCCCACUUCCCCGGGGACACGGAGCGCGUCGACUGCGCCCUCUCCUCCUGCUUGGUGACGCGCAACCGCAAGGUGCAGCUGCACCGCCGCACGUCCGCCAUCAUCUUCUACGGCACCGACUUCCGGGCGUACGAAGCCCCGCUGCCGCGGCUCCCUCACCAGGCGUGGGCGCUCUUCCACGAGGAGUCGCCCAUGAACAACUACGUGUUGUCCCACGGUCCCGCCGUCCGGCUCUUCAACUACACGGCCACUUUCCGCCGGGAGUCGGACUACCCGCUCACCCUGCAGUGGCUGCCCACGCUGGAGUACCUGCUGAGCCCGCCGGCCGUCUCGCUGCAGGAGAAGAACCGGUGGCGCCGGGCAGGCCUGGCCCCGGUGCUGUACGUGCAGUCGCACUGCGACGUGCCCUCGGACCGCGACCGCUACGUCCGGGAGCUCAUGAAGUACAUCGAGGUGGACUCUUAUGGGAAGUGCCUCAACAACAAGCGUCUGCCGGAGCGUCUGGAGGACACGGCCACGGCCACCGAGGAGGACCGCCAGUUCAUGAGCUUUGUGUCGCGCUACAAGUUCCACCUGGCGCUGGAGAACGGCCUGUGCCCCGACUACGUGACGGAGAAGCUGUGGAGGCCGCUCCACCUAGGCUGCGUGCCCGUGUACAGGGGCUCUCCCUCCGUAGCCGACUGGCUGCCCAGCGAUCGCUCCGCCGUGCUCAUCGACAGCUUCCCCUCUCCUCGCGCGCUUGCCGAGUACCUGCGGGCGCUGGACGAGGAUGACGCAGCAUACGCCCGCUUCCUGGAGUACAAGAGCCCUGGGCGGGCGACCAACGGUCGCCUCCUGGAGGCGCUGCAGAGCCGGGAGUGGGGCGUCAGCGACAUGAGCAGGCCCAAUUACCUCAACGGCUUUGAGUGCUUCGUCUGCGACCAAGAGAACCGACGGCUGGCGGCCGAGCGGGCGCACCGGCGCGCUCCCAACACGCGCCCGGCGCCGCCGCCCAGGAUGGCCGACAACUCCCACAUGGGCUGCCCGGUGCCCAGCCCCGGCUACGGCCCCAUUGAGGACAUUCCCACCAGCGACAGCUGGCUGCAGAUGUGGCCACAGGAUUACUGGCAGAGCUUGGACCAGGCGGAGGGGCUGGAAUCGCUGAUCCGGCACAACGAAUCGGACCCCGGGCUGCUGUGGCACCACAUCCAGAGGCUGGCAGCCAGGCGUACGGCGGGGCGUUAGCCAGGGGACUCCCAGAAAGCAUUGCUGCAGACGCUACUGCUCAUUCUUAAGGAAGGUUGGCCCACGACAGGAGUGACCGCCCCGAUGGACACGAAGGACAUUCGCUGUCAGCGUAACCAAAAGUGGUAAAAGUUGGUCGUGGAAGUUCAUCGACAGGAGGUUCGGCAACGAGCGGCGCUGUCGCACUUGUCUAAAUGCAUCCCUAGACACUGAGGAUCGGUUGGCUAAGCACAGCGUUCAAAGCAAUAUUCACUUUUUCCGGAACAGGUGUCAUUUCCGAAUGGAACCAGUCUCAUCUUCUCAGGGUUACAUGUUUCCAGGUCUGAACUAUUGAUUAGACUUCUUCGCUGACCAUAGUGGCAGUAGAAGGUCUUGCUUGUGCAAGAUCUAUAAUCAUUAGUUAUUGAUGAGUGCCACGGGGCCAAUUUCUUUCAGCUCGAACACGACGUAUUGUCAUUGUGCUGAGGCCAUGUUAUCAACAGUGUUACUGUACAGCUCCUCCUGUGUGUGCGCGCUAACAAAAAUAUAUUUUUAGUAAUGUUCCUAUUAAUAUUGCUUGUUUUAAAGCGUUACUGCAUUUUUGUAAGGGAAAAUAAAGA